Molecule: messenger RNA, 1593 nt
Organism: Colletotrichum truncatum
Lineage: Eukaryota; Fungi; Ascomycota; Sordariomycetes; Glomerellales; Glomerellaceae
Product: reverse transcriptase domain protein
Source: RefSeq, a predicted model, not a curated record
AUGGAGCGCAAGGGGGACCGCAUCCCUACUCAAGAGGAGAAUGAGUCAGAGGUGACACUGAAGAGAAAUAUCCACGCAGUAACGAUCAGCCGUGAACUUCUCCGGGAAAUUUCGGACGACUUCGACUCGGACUACGACCAACCAAGCGUAUUUGCAACCCCACUGACGGGACCCCAUGUUCUGUCACGAAGCACGGUUCUCGACAACUGCGGAGCUACGCACCUUGUUAACAACCUUGACUUGCUUGAAUCGUCUUCUAUUAAAACGUGCAUCGGCGACGAGAGAGUCGACUCAGGAACUGCUUCGUACCCAAUCCUAGCAAAGGGAACGUGGAUCUUGCCAAAAGCACUAAAUGGCCCUGAUGGAGACCUCACAGCAGACCUUACGCUCCAUAACGUUGGAUACGUAGAGAACUUUCACGUUAACAUCGUUUCGGAAGCACUCCUCCGAAAGACAGGCAUCUGGUACUCCGGAUUGGAUAACACACUUCGCCAGGGAACGUACAAAAACAGCGUGGUAGUCAAGCAUCUUGUUAGGAAGAUGAACAUUACUUUCUUCGAAUAUAAGACCGGUUCCCAGUAUAUUGCUCAGAAGCGAAUUACCUCGAGUAACGCAGGAAUCGUGAACCAUUUGGUGCUUGCAGUACAGGAUCCCGCUCGACUCUCGCUUCGUAAACCACCUGAUAGGGUCUCAUGGGAUCUCUUCGACUACCCGACAAGCUUUGACAAGAACCGCUGGCUCUUAGUGAUCAAAGACGAAUAUACCGGUCGUCUUUUCGCGUUUCCGCGCCAUAACGGGAUUGAAAUCGAAGAGACACCCCCCUACACCAAGGAACCCAAUGGCGGAGGCGAACGAGCGGGCCAGGAAUUAAUAACCCGAGCGAUAAAGAUGCUCAGCGCAGCGGGCCUGCCAACUACUCUCUGGGUGGAAGCAGUCAUGGCAGCCGCCUACCUGUACAAUAUGUCACCACGGAAGCGAAGAGCUUGGCUCUCACCAAUUCAAAUCUCGGAACCUCCGGCUACGGCGAACCCAGGACUCCAAUUCCUCGGACUCGCAAAACCAAGCGAACUCGUAUUUUCACUUGAAGAGCAGCCCCUGCCACCUGCCUUCGCGCCGUCGACCGUAAUCUCAGAAGAGACAACGGUAAAACGCUCCGCGGUUAACAGCCGACGCGAAGAGGGCCUGCUCACCCCGGAACCGACCCCUGAGCCGGCCGCAGCGCCGGAGGGGACGGACGGGCAAACGACCGGCCAACAAAGCUCCGAAGCGAUGGACGCCGGCGUUCCCGACCCGGGGCACGAAGCCCUCUCUGAGGCGGUCGAAGACGUGAUAUACGUCAAGACCAACAACGAACCUCCACGAGAACCGGCCGUGGAGGCCGACUCGAGUAAUGAUCUCGGGGGUGACUCCCCAACUCACCCGGUGCGGCCACACUCGGAUAAUGGGAACGGGCGCGAACCCGAGAUAAAGACCAAGCGGGUGUACAACCGCAAGGACUACGGCCAACAACAGGGCAAACCGAGACGAUCACCUCGCUUCGCCCAACACUUCGCAUUCCUACAAACGGAACAGCGGUCACUCCACAGCGAGUGA